CCCCCUCGCCGGCCGGCCAGUCUCGAUGUGACCUACGGGCGAAUGGGGCUGCGCGCGUGAUGCGUGUUGUGUUGUGAUUCUGUGAUUGUUCGAUGACGUCGGUCAAGCGACGGGCUCAGACGGUGUGGUUCCGUAUUAUGGAGUACUGCCACCUGCUGUCGCCGGCAUUCCUCUUGUUCCGAUUCAACCUCCUCGUCGAUGAGAUUCUGGUGUUCCACUAUCUGUGCCAACGGAGCAGGGAGGCGGAGGCGGCCCGGGCGCGGAGGCCAGAGGACGACAUGCUCGCGGCGCUCUGGUGUCGACAGCGUGGUUGCGGCGGUUGCGGGAACGCCAGUCUGGCGAGGAGGGCGAGUUUCCUGUGGAGGCCCAGCACACCACCACGGGAGCUGUACUCCGCCUGGUCGGGGAGGGUCGGGGCCAGCGCCUACAUCCCGUCGGAGAAAGUGCAGCAGCUGUUCAACGACUUGCAGCUCUACCCCUCCAAGUUGGAAGUGGUCGAGAUGUUGCGGUGCGCCCAGCAGCGCGCCCAGCGCACCGAGCCGGCGUUUCUCACCUACGAGGAGUUCUCCCUGUUCGCCAAGGAGCUGAAGCGCGCAGCAAAGGGGAUCUCGUGGACGUCGCCGCUGUCGCUGGACCGGGAUGGCGAGGACACGAAGAGGAGCAGGACGCGGCGGAGGACGUCCACGCGGUCACCUCAAGUAUUCUUGGGAGGCUCGUGCAAUCCUACGACCUGGCGGCAGGAUGUCGCAAUUCCUCUUCUGCAGGAUUUGGAUAUUACAUUUUACAACCCGCAAGUGUCAGAUUGGGCACCUGAGCUGAUAGAGAAAGAACAUUUUGCCAAGACAAAUGCAGAAGUUCUUUUCUUUGUGAUAGAUAAUCAGACAAGGAACACUGCUUCGACUGUUGAGGUAGCAUUUUAUUCAGGACUGAGAAAACAAAAAUUAGUUUUAGUUGUACAUCCAUACCAGUCAUCAGGAGCAAAGAUUGCAGGAGAAGAAAUCCUUGAUGAUGAGUGGAGAGAUCUUAUCAGCAGCCAGCGGGUAAUGCAACUACUUGCUGAAAGGCAGGGCAUGCCCUUUUUCUCAAACAUCCGCAAUGCUAUUGAUGGCAUUGACAAGGUUUUGAGAGAAAAGGUACCUGCUCAAGAACUGCAGUCAGGGAAAAAAGGUUUAACCCAGAUAAAUGAGUCAGGUGUAUUGGAAAAAGAAGCUAAAGAAAAUGUCCCUGUCAACUUUGAUCAAUUUAGUGCAAGUGUUGUGGAUCCUAAAUCAAAUCAAGAAAGUGAGCAUUUUUUGUACAACGAUACGCUUGGUAGAAAUAUUUCAUCCUCAAGGCCUUUGAAGUCCUCAUCAUCAAACCAGCAGCCUAGCUUUGAUGUGUGUCUCUGUGGAGAUGAGGUUGCAGUUCCUCUUCUUAAGAAACAUGGCUUGAAGUAUGUUAUACCUCCUUCUAAGCAAACAGACUGGACCAAACAGAUGCUGCAGUCCAAUGUAACUAUUGCAGACAGGAGCAGAGUUCUUCUGUUCAUCAUAACAGACUCCUCUCGAGCUUUAGCUGAGCUGUGUUUGGCUGCAUAUUACAUUGGACUUGACUACAAAGUAGUGCUUUAUGUGGGUCUCCUAUCAGAAAAAUCUAUCAUAAAUGGAAAGACGUUAUCAAAUAUUGCAAUCAAGGAAUACAACCGUGGUCGCAUGUACCUGAGGGACUUAGCUGUACGACAAGGUGUGGAUGUAUUAGACUCUGUUUCUGCUGCUGUGGAGGUUGCCGCCCGAAAGUGCAUUAAAACAAGUGCAGCUCGUUAGAGUUUUUGUUGUGAUCCAUGGUUUUUACAAGAAUGGAAGUUGUGGAGUGGACCUGCACUAUGUUUCUGAGGUGGCUGGAUUUUAUCAAUGAGGAGAAGGGAGGGGAAGGGGAGGGCAGAGGGGAGAACAAAUACAACUCCCUUUAUUUCAACAAUCAUGUGCUUAAAAUCAGACAUCUUAAUGUGUUUUUUUUGUUUGUUAAGAUGUUGUGAAUUUUAACUGAUGCUUGAAACAGAUUUCUUCUGUGAUUUCAAAAAUGUUAUUCCUCAUGUUUGGAACAUGAAUUAAAGAAUUUCACAUUUUGAUUGAGUGGGAGCAUUUAUGAAUGUUUGAAUGGUUUUUAAUAAUUUAUUGCGUUUAUGUAAACUGUGUGCCUGUGAUUUUGUAAAUUUGUGUGUGUCUGAGAGAGUGAAUGUGUGUGUACAUAUUACGCUGAAUUGUGCUUCUGUAUUUGAGUGAAGCAUGCAUGUGACAAAUGUGUGUUUAUGGGAAUGAACUCAAAAAGAAGCCUGAUUCAGGAUAUAACAGCUUAUCAUAAGUAAUUGUAUUUAAUUAAGAGAUGUUUAGUGUAUAUUUUUUUAUAUUUUUCCAAAUGAAUUUGACUUAUUGUUGCACAUGAAACAAUUUUGCUUGAUAUUUUUUAAAAAGAUGCAUACCUUUGUGAGCCAGUUAACAUAAUGCAGCUGUCACAGUCACAGUGCAGUGUUGUCAAUCAAUUUGGAUCUGAAUCCUGUCUGUAGUCUUUGGGCCCACUAUUUUGAACUUUUGUAUUAGUUGCCCUAAUGUGUUAAUAAUGCAUUUCUUCAAUUGUAAGAGCGCUAGGCAUUUUGGUUUUCACUUGUGACCAAGUGUGAUUUCUUGUGUAAUAAGUUGGAAUUUUACGCAUCUUGAAGCCAUGUGACAUAGUCAUUUUAUUACUGUGUAACAUAUGCAGGCAUGUCUAUGGUUUUGAGUGGUCUCCCAAUAUUCUUGUAGAAUCAUGACCAAUUAGUGUCUUUUUAGUGUUGUUUCUAAAGCUCAAAAUGAAGAUCAUGGGCAUUGGACCUAAAAGAAACCUCUCUGCUCUGCUUAGAGUAACUUUCUCUGUUAUUUUUUUCUUCCAAAAGUUUUCGCUUUAAGGCAUUUGUCAAAUUCACAUGCAGACUUUAAUAUGGCUCUUGCCAUGUCUCUGCAUUUUAUUUUCUGUUAAAAUUAAUGUUAUUCUUAUUUAUAACAAUGAAAUGCAAUGAGUUUGUCAUGACUCCUGUUUUAAUUUAGUAGCCAACCUAUGCAAGUUUAACCAAAUGUCUGUUUCUAAAACUCAAAUCAUAGUUCAUUGUUAUUUAUUAAUGGUUAACCUUAGUGAAUCAACCAACAAAAGGAUAACAUGCAGACUAAUGGUAUUCUGCUCUGUAAUCACUCACAUGGGGAUGCUGUGUUAAAAUGAUUAAGGCUUUUAUUGUUAUGAUUUACUAGCAGAGUCAGGAACUCCACGUACUGCUUUUGUGUGGGCAGUUUGCUUUUGCAAUUUUUGAUGUGCUUUCCUCUUCGAUUUUUGUAUCUGAGGAAUUUUAAUCCCAAAAAAGUAUGUGGUGUUGUUGACUUAACUAGGACUUAAACUCUGUGAUGGAUCUGCUGAGCCCUCCAAAUGGAGCUUGACAGUUAAUGUAAUUCAUGUGUAAUGGCAGAUCUUGCCCGAUUUGAUUAUCUUGUGAUUCUUGGAUUUUGAGCAAAGUGGAUGUCACUGAUAACUGAAAAAUUUUACUUUUCAUGUUCUGACUCUAACAUUUUUAUAUUGCAAAAGAGCUUAAUUUAAAUGAUGACUUUCAAGAGUGCUCACAUUGUUAUUUGUUGUCCUCGUUUUAAGUUUAAAUAUCGGUAAAAGAAGACCUCAAAUUUCUGAAAUUUAUUAUUAGCUGAUGUAUUUUUAUGUUAUGUUCUCAGAAUGUAUGUGAAAUUUUCCCAUUCUGUGAUUGUGUUAAUUAUGAUCUAAUGGCUUUGCCACUCUUGAAUCCUUUGAAUCAUUAUGGUAUCUGUUACACUGUGAUACACUGGCACAACAUGUCAUCUUACAAACAGAACUUAUUUAUUGGUGGCAUUUGCCAAUAGGAUGCUGAUAGGCUUUUGGAGUAUGACUCUUUGGUUUUCAACUGGUAAUUCAAAUUAUUAGUCAGCUAAUUUGUUUUUUACAAACAGUAUCAUGCUUGUAUGUAGUCAAGGAAAGUUAAUGAAGUAAUGCGGAGAGGUACUGAAAAGGGUUAACUGAUGUAUUCUACCAUUCUUUUUUUAAACAAAUAAAUUACCACUUCUUAGCUUGGCUGUGCAAUCUUUGCAAAGCAUUGAAUUUCACAAAAUGCUGUGUAUAUUAAUCUAUUUGUACAUUAAUAAAGAGCCCCAACUUUUGAUUCAAAAUAUAAA
Messenger RNA from Thrips palmi, 4199 nucleotides. RefSeq lists its product as uncharacterized. The record is from RefSeq and is a predicted model, not a curated record. Gene Ontology annotation, cellular component: plasma membrane. Lineage: Eukaryota; Metazoa; Arthropoda; Insecta; Thysanoptera; Thripidae. The coding region runs from base 93 to 1802 and encodes 569 amino acids. The transcript is spliced from 12 exons.